AUGACCGGGUCAUCACAGCCCAAUUACUUCUACUUACCUUACGAGUUUCGACCUCAGAUCGAUUAUUCAGACCUUGCUUUCGCAAAAGGCGGGUCUCCGCCGUGGCAGUUCCUUCCGUCAUACCCUUCACCGCCUAUGUCCAGCCCGCCUUCCCCACAGAGGAAGGUAUCUGAUACACAGCCUCCUCCAGCUACAACAUUUUCGGAGCUUACACUCUCUGGCACUACUACCUCUACCAAUCCAUCGACUACUAGUUCUGGCUUUACCAUACCGCCGGCAUCAGCAGGUCCAGCUACAUCCUCACUACAAGGCAUAUCUCAGUCUUUCGCUGCCCCUCCGCCGACAGCACACCCAGAAGUUCCUCGCACCUACUCAACAUCUUCUAAAGAAAGUCUUGCAUUGCUUCGUCGAACCGAAUCUGCAUCAAGUGCCAGCAAUGUACCAGACACUCUCCCUACUGCUGGACCCAGGGCCGGACCAACAUCACCAAACGUAGGACGAGGAGGUCGAAGGGCCAAGACUCACGUCGCCAAUGCAUGCAACAACUGUAAACGCGCACAUCUAAGCUGUGACGUCGAGCGACCCUGUGGCAGAUGUGUCGCUACUGGCAAAGCUGAUACGUGCCGCGAUGUACCUCACAAGAAGCGUGGUCGACCACGUCUGCGAGAUGAGGGCCAGUUUAAUAUUCAACAAGGCGGAUCCGAAGCAGAAGGAAUGGAAAGUCCAGGACUGGGACCAUCAACGGGCAGACCAAUGGCUCGACCAGGACAUCGGAAAACAGCUUCCUUGCGAACGCUUGCUGCUUUUGCGGCCGAGCAGAGUCAUCAGCCUUCGAAUACUUUCAACGCCUCGGCGGCAACGCAUGGACCUGCAUAUUCUCUAGGUGGAGGUUCGUCGACACGAUUCGCGCCUCCUAGCAGACAGCCACGCUUGGCCCCCUCUCCUGAGGUACCGAUAGCUUUCCUCGACACCGACUUUGUCGUCUUGAAGGCCAAUGCAACUUUCCAACGUCUAUUCUCGUGGUUGCAAGAAAUUAGGGGAAUGCGUCUAUCAGACAUCGCAAAGCCAUUGGACGGCGAUAGCUUUCAGAAUGCCCGGAACAGGCUGAGGGAAGAAAGGGAAGUUCGAGAGCCAGCCUACCUACCGCCAAUAUUACAACCAAGACUGGAUCCAGUGGCAGGUAUCGGAACAACUGAUCAUGAUGUGGAAGAAGUCACCCGAGGGUUCGCCGAUCAUCAAUUCGCUUGGACUUUUCGCUUGGGAGGGGGAAUCGACCAGACUUUACCUGUUCGCAUGCGUCUGGCCAAGACGUCUGUCUACUUUGUUACUUUGUUCCUACCGCCACUACCACCGCAAGUUACCGAGCAGAUUCCGACUCCGCAACCACCGCCGGUGAUGUUUCCUGCUCGCAACACAGCGCCCCCACCUGCACCAUUCCAAGGAAGUCCACGUAUGAUGGAGCAACAACCUGGCAUCUCAGAACCACCAUCGACUUAUUACGCUUUCCCUACAGCUGAUCCUGUACCACAACAUUACUCGCAUCCUCGUCGGUAUUCUCUGAGUGAACAGCAAGCUGCAUAUGCCCAGAGCAUGCAAUAUCAAUCACAGCACACCUUCCAACAACAACAACCGCCCCCACACCAGCCGCAACAAAUGCUUCCUCCGCCACCGCUAUCUCAAACUUCAGAUCAACGACCAGGAACCGCAGGCUCAGGUUCCAGUAGUAUCCAACCAUCAUUCCUCCCACCUCCAAUCCACCCCCGUCAAAACAGACCCAGAUCAGAUACCAUGGACUCACUAGGCCGACACAUCCAAACACGACUACGAGCAGACAGCGGGGCCACAGUACCAGUCUUCCAAAGCUCACCUGUACAGCAAAGACAUCAUAUCGAGAGAGCGAGCAGUGAAGAAGAUGCCGAAGCCGCAGAAGGGUCGGGUAGUCCGAGGAAGAGAAGGAGGCUGGACAUCAAUGAGAUGUUGCAGCGGUGA
Messenger RNA from Aureobasidium pullulans EXF-150, 1989 nucleotides. RefSeq lists its product as uncharacterized. Gene Ontology annotation, molecular function: zinc ion binding; DNA-binding transcription factor activity, RNA polymerase II-specific. Lineage: Eukaryota; Fungi; Ascomycota; Dothideomycetes; Dothideales; Saccotheciaceae. The record is from RefSeq and is a predicted model, not a curated record. Bases 1 to 1989 code for a protein of 662 amino acids. The transcript has 2 exons. Gene Ontology annotation, biological process: regulation of DNA-templated transcription.